Messenger RNA from Haemonchus placei, 264 nucleotides. The record is from the annotation of a GenBank genome assembly. Lineage: Eukaryota; Metazoa; Nematoda; Chromadorea; Rhabditida; Trichostrongylidae.
AUGAAAACCAUUUUAACUACUAUUCUACUGCUAAGCCUUGCUUUAAUGGUCUCUGGGCAAAGAUGGGGACGAUGGAAAUGGUCAUCGUCGUCAUUCUCCCAUGAACACUGGCAUCGACGGCCAUUUUGGCGUCCAGGAUGGGGAGGUGGAUGGGGACGUCCUGGAUGGGGAGGUGGAUGGGGAGGAGGAUGGCCAGGCUAUCGUCAUGGUUUCCUCGGACCAGGAUAUUUCCCAUAUCGAGCUUAUGGAGGUGAGUCGAUUUGA